AUGGGCAAAGAUGUGAAAGUCGGAGAGCGCGGGGUCAGCGGCAAAGGCCCGCUCGGAGGCCCAGGUGGGUGUGGUUCCAUGCCCGGCCACUGGCUGCCGCUGCUGGCUCCUGCUCCCGCCCGGUAUUUGCAGGCAAAUUCGAUGCUGCGCGACCUCGGCGGCGCGGGGAGAACAGACAGCAGCAGCAGCCACGGCAGUACAGACAGCAUCAACAGCUUCACUGACAAGGCAACGGCGGCUGACGAAAGACUGGAGCAAAGUAGCCAGCUUUGCCCUGGCCCUGCCCAGCCUUGCCCGAGCCUUGCCCCAGACUUGCCCCAGAUUUCCCCAAGAUCAACCCCGGCCUUACCCCAGCCUUCACCUUCGUUCUGCCACCGCCCUCCCCAGCGAUACCCGGCCUUGCCCGAUCCCUGCCCCAGCCCUGCCCUGGCCUUGCCCAACCCUGCACCAGCCUUCCCCACCCUCGGCCCGGCCUCCCCGAGCCAAGCCGCCCUGCAGGUUGCGGGCGGCGGGAGCGGCGGCGCGGAGUUAAAUAAACGAAGUGGAUACUCUGACUGUGUCGUGACUACCCUUUGGAUUACCUGUCGGGGUCUACACCGCGGAUGA
Messenger RNA from Penaeus indicus, 606 nucleotides. RefSeq lists its product as uncharacterized. The record is from RefSeq and is a predicted model, not a curated record. NCBI's taxonomy places the organism in Eukaryota, Metazoa, Arthropoda, Malacostraca, Decapoda, Penaeidae. Bases 1 to 606 code for a protein of 201 amino acids. The transcript has 5 exons.